This is a messenger RNA of Pseudonaja textilis, 582 nucleotides long. NCBI's taxonomy places the organism in Eukaryota, Metazoa, Chordata, Lepidosauria, Squamata, Elapidae. The record is from RefSeq and is a predicted model, not a curated record.
CUCUUGCAGGUGUUGGCUUGGUUUGAAGAAGGAGAAGAAACAAUCACAGCCUUUGUAGAACCUUUUGUAAUCUUACUCAUCUUAGUUGCUAAUGCAAUUGUGGGGGUGUGGCAGGAGCGAAAUGCUGAAAACGCCAUUGAAGCUCUUAAGGAAUAUGAACCUGAAAUGGGAAAAGUUUAUCGACAAGACAGAAAAAGUGUACAAAGGAUAAAAGCAAGAGACAUCGUCCCUGGUGAUAUCGUGGAAGUAGCUGUUGGGGACAAAGUUCCUGCUGACAUCAGAAUUACUUCUAUAAAAUCAACAACUCUACGAGUAGACCAGUCGAUUCUCACAGGUGAAUCUGUCUCGGUAAUUAAACACACGGAUCCUGUGCCUGAUCCUCGCGCAGUAAACCAAGACAAGAAAAAUAUGCUUUUUUCGGUGAGUAAAAUCCUGGCCCGCGUGUCUUUUGUAGAUCAUUUGAUGCCUGCUUCAUUUAAAAGCAAAAUUAGCUUCUCCUCACUCUGUUUAGAGCUCCCUGACAACGUUGCAUCUAUCGUGAUCGUUUAAAUCAGUGUUUUUUUCAAACUUGGCGACUUUAAG